Messenger RNA from Amoebophrya sp. A120, 3433 nucleotides. The record is from the annotation of a GenBank genome assembly. NCBI's taxonomy places the organism in Eukaryota, Dinophyceae, Syndiniales, Amoebophryaceae.
CACAAAUCAUUCUCUUGUUUCUAAACUCGAAGAGUUUUCUGCUAUUUUCUUCCCACUAGGAUCCAAUCGCGCUCCUAUCUGCGUCUUCACCAAAAGUCAGGUAGAUGCAAGAAGAGCUCCAUGAUUACCGAUCAGAUAAAAGAGAGAUACGAAACAUAUCGAUUACUUACUACCCCAUGUACAAUGUUCAAAGAUUUUUUCAUGUUGUGUGAUUGACUUAUGCAGUGACAGUUACAGACAUAAUUACAACCAGAAGCCAUUCCUAGCGGAUAGGAUUGCGAUUGCGACGUGUGCAGUACAACGAGUGCAGUAUCCCUGUAAAUUGUCCAAGGGACGAAGGUAAGAACAAGCUGAGCUGAACCUGUUGCACCCGACGGAACAACUUCAAGAAGCAUCCCGAGCAGGCAAUUCGCGGCAAUGACAACGUUCGCUGGUGCUGUGGAGGCGAACGGACAAUAUGUCGAGCACCUGCGGGUCGUUCGCCAAAUUCGCGAUGACGCCCUGGCCAAGGACGAGCUCCAGUUGCCGCAGAUUUGCGUAAUCGGAGCUACGAGCGCCGGAAAAUCGUCCUUUCUGUCGAGGUUGACCGGUACAGACAUAGCGCUAUCUAUGUUGUUGCUGCGUCAUUUUGUGCGUGCAGUAUUUUGCUAUAGUUUUUUCCAUGUUGUUGUUGAUGUUCUCCAUCAGAUUCACCAAUCCGAAGUGCGCCCUGAUUGUGCGCGAAGUCAUGACAGCCCGAAGCUUUAUUCUUGCAGUAGUAUGUUUGGCAUGUUGGAUUUGGAGCAAAGGGGAAACAAAACCUCAUUCCAGGGGUGCCAUUUCCGCAGGACGCGGAAAUGUGCACGAAGGCUGCCAUUGUCGUGAACUGUACACGACGGGACGACGCAAGUUCUUGUACGGAAGCAGAGCCGGCGACAGCGUGUUCAUCAGGUUCCUCGAAGCAAGCAAAUGCGCUGAAAUUCUACAUCAGUGACCGAAACAAGAAAUACGUAGAAUGUGGUGCGGACGAGAUUGCAGAAAAAAUCUCCGAAAGGCAGAACGAGCUGCUGAUGGACGAGUUUCCGCAUUUAGCACCUGACGACGUUUCCUCCGUGAAGCAGAUCGUCAGCGGUGAGAUAAAAGUUCUGGUAGAAGGACCAGGAGUCUGCGACCUGACUCUGGUGGAUUUACCCGGGUUCGUGCAAAACGAGGGAAAGAGUGAAGGGCUGAAGAGCCAAGUCGAAGCCUUGGUGAAGAAGCAUGUGCAGAAGAAGGAGACGCUAAUCUGCAUCGUUUCCGAAGCCAAGGAGACCGAGGAUAACAUCGAAGCGCUCCAAGUCGCUCGCGAGUUCGAUAAGCAUGGAGCGCGAACGCUCCAUGUACUGAGCAAGUUUGAUUUGUUCGAUUCCAUCGACGCGGAGAGACGUGCCCGGGAUUGGGUAUAGAACAGCAACAGAUCAUGUUCAUGUUGCUGCUGAUUCAUUGUAAAAAUCUAAAUCUUUAACUAUGCUGAUGCUCUGCUUUUUUUUUCUCCCUUCGAUGCAGGACCAGCAUGGUCGGGGAAACAAAUAGAUGCAACAAUACAGAUUUGUGAAGAUUGGGACAACGGGAACGACCUGGGGCGGCACGCCGUGAUCAAUUUCGUGAAAGGUGGGGAAGGGCCGAUGGAGGAAACCCGCGAGGAGGAGAUGCUUGUUGGGUUGAAUCUGCCCAAGGAGCGCGUUGGGGUCAUCCGUUUCCGCGAACGUGUCCAGCCGUUGUUCGCAAACCUCAUCGCGACACACAUCCCCGCACUGGCGACGAGCAUUCGUCUGCGGUUAGCUGAGUGCAAAAGAGCACUGGAAAAAAUCGGGCGAGAACCGCAAAGCGACCAAGAGCUGAUCAUGGCAGUCAAGACGAUACUGCUGAGCGGUUCGACAAACGUCCAGCAAAAGUUGAGUACAGCAGCAUUUGCGAAAUUCAAAGAGGGCGCGCACGCGAAGGAGGAGCUUUUGACGUUCGAAUGGACGACGGAGAGUUUCGGCACGAACGCUUUCGAGUGUCCCGUCUUCCAAGGUCGAGAAGUUUUUGAAGACUGCCUUCGGCGCAUCCGGGAUGAAUGGCGACCCAUCCUCCAGGAGUACAUGAAAGAUGUGAAGCAAAUCGCAACAACUUCUACGAAGAAACUGCUGACCUGUCCAACGGUAACUCCCCUACCGGGCCGCUUGAUCAGCGCAGUAAUUACCGAGGCCGGCAAAAAUGUCGAUGUGACCUCUGUCCGCUUUAACAAGAGCUGCACCGACGCACUUGACCUGGAGGCGGAGUUCGGUACGGCGAACAGUUAUUUCGACGCGUCUUUUGGAGCGAUGGAAGCAAUUCCAGAAGCACUGGAGAAAAUGAUCAGCCAGAGCCUCACGGGAAAAUGGAACGAUUUGAAGAACGUGGAUGAUGUGAUGCAGACUAUCGGCGCUGCGAAGAAAGAGUACGCCUUCAAGCAAAGCAGCGCCGAAAUGGACGAGAACUGCAAGCAGAAGAUCCACAAAGCCGUGAAGGCCAAUUUCAACUGCGAGGCGAAAACUUUUGUCGACAGCAUUUUGAAGCACACGAGAAACGGCGUCCUCCAUUCUCGAACAUCUUGGAUUCAAAACACCCUGCACAACAACCCCAUCAUCAAAUCAGCUGCAAAAGAAGAUCCGAAGAUCGUGAAGAAGCGGGAAGAAUUGAAGCAACAGGAAGAGAGACUAACCAACUGUCAGCUGCAGAUCGAAUCAGUGUUCUACGACGGGGAGGCAGAAUCGUCUGAAAGCCAACCGCACGAGAAUGCGGAAGCGGGAAACGGGCAACUGCAUGGCGCUCUCGCCAACGGGAACGAAGAGGAGGAAGAAGAACAGCAUGAUGCGGAUGCGCAUGAGCAUGAGCAUGAGCAGCCAAUGGAGGUUGAGAUGGUUGGGGGCGAUCAUUAUGUCGUGGACGAACAGGAGCAAGUUGAGUGUGAAGACCAAGACGUUGAUCCAAAGCGACAGUGCAGAAGGUAAGAAGAUGUAUCCAGGUUGUGAUCAUGGUCAAUAAUUUCAAUUUUAUGCUCAUGCUACCCCUUCCUACCACAGGCACAGGCACAGCAAAAAACAGAAGGAUGAUAGACAUAAAUCAAGAAGUAAGCCACCACACGCAGUGGUAGAGCUAGAGGCGAUGGCGCUUUUUUCUGCGAUCUCCAUUUCGAAUAAUUUCAUCGAGCUUCUAUUUUCCAACACUCAAGCUCAACUACGUCAUCCUCAACUUCACAUGCAGACGCAGAACCUACCAGUAGCAGAACCCUAGUCCUAAUGUAUCAAAGACUCUUUCGCACAGUUUUAGUUGCAAAACCCAAAUCGAAUCAAUAUUCCGUUCUUUGUACAACUUUGAUGAGAUGAAUCAAAAACCGAUUGGCUUUGCAGCUGUAUGCGUAGUGAACUUACGUGGGAGUUUGACGGGAGAU